Messenger RNA from Amborella trichopoda, 799 nucleotides. RefSeq lists its product as uncharacterized. The record is from RefSeq and is a predicted model, not a curated record. Gene Ontology annotation, cellular component: endoplasmic reticulum membrane; endoplasmic reticulum. Gene Ontology annotation, biological process: intracellular protein transport; endoplasmic reticulum to Golgi vesicle-mediated transport. Lineage: Eukaryota; Viridiplantae; Streptophyta; Magnoliopsida; Amborellales; Amborellaceae.
AAUAAGAAUCAAAUAACGUGCAUAGCACGUACUCGUGCUAAGUAAAACUUUAAAACUCAGCGGUGUCAUAUUUCUGGACACAGCGCCAACCGAGAGAGAGAGAGGGUGAGAUUCAGAGAGGUCAGUCUAGAGAGAGAGGGGAGAGGCUAGAGAGAGAGAGAGGAGAGAAUGGGUUUGCAAUGGGUGAUUCUCUCGUAUGUGGUUGCAGCAGAGGCCGCUGUUGCCCUAUUUCUCACAUUACCUUCUCCAAGCAUCAUAAAAUCUCGGAUCGUGAGCCUUGUCUCCUUGAUUUUACAGCCGGCCCUUGGAAUAGUGCCUUUUGCUGGUUUCCAGCUCAUGGAUAUUUACUGGAAGCAAGAGCAUCGCUUGAUGUGUACGUCUGAAACAUGUACGGCAGCUGAAAGGGAUCGAUACGAAAAAUCAAUAUAUAAAGCUCAAAGAAACGCAAUUCUCUGUUUGGCCGCUUGUCUUCUUUACUGGUUUGUGCACCGUAUCUGUAACUACUACAAAGAACUCCAAAGGCUGGAAGAAGUUGAGAAGAGGCGCAAGAACUUAUAGGAUUUGUAACACUAGGGAGCUUAAUAGGAGACCCUCUUUAUGUUUAUCUGCACACUGUUUCAUUCGGCGAGUCUCUCUUUCUUGUCUGUUCUAGUACAGCUAGUUUUGAAGUUCACUAACCACUUGGAAAAAUUUGUUAUAUCAUAGAAUCAUCUGGAAACUGUUGUGUUUCUGCAUACCCUUCUUGUGAUUGUAUGGUUACUACGACAUUCAUGGUAUACCCAUCUCAUUUCUAUUCCAA